Etheostoma cragini (Arkansas darter) is the source of this 1672-nucleotide messenger RNA. RefSeq names its product GTPase IMAP family member 8-like. The transcript has 3 exons. Lineage: Eukaryota; Metazoa; Chordata; Actinopteri; Perciformes; Percidae. The coding region runs from base 232 to 1656 and encodes 474 amino acids. Gene Ontology annotation, molecular function: GTP binding. The record is from RefSeq and is a predicted model, not a curated record.
UCUGAGGGCAUCUUAAACAAGUACUUCUACUUUAACUUGAGUCCAUUAUUGUAGAACUCUUGAAAUAAAGUGGAUCUUUUAUUUUGAAAUCUGAUGAUGCCUGUGUGCACAUCGCUUGAGAGUGGAAGCAGAUCAGAAGCAUAAGAGACAUAUCGUCGUGUUGUGUUCAGGGGAGUUGGUUUGAUUCCUUAUUUCUUCACACCUGAGCAGCAGGUCCUCUGAUCCACAGACAUGACCACAGUUCUUCCUCCCGAUCUCACCAUAGUCCUGAUUGGAAGAUCAGGUGUCGGUAAGAGUGCUUCAGGAAACACCAUCCUGGGAAGACCAGCUUUUAAGUCAGAGCCAGCCUAUGAACCAGUGACGACAGAGAUCUCUGAACAAAGAGGAACUUUGUUCGGGAAACAGAUCUCAGUGGUCGACACUCCGGGGGUUUUUUUGAGGAUGGCUACAAAGAAGAUUAAGAAGUACUGUAAGAAGCUCAUAUCAUCCCACAGAUGUCUGUUCCUGGUGGUGAUCAGAGUUGGACUGUUCACAGAGGAUGACCAGAAGGCUGUGAGGGCAGCUAUGGAAGUCCUCGGGACUCGGGGAGUGGAGAGGAGUUACCUGCUCUUCACUGGUGGUGAUAUGUUAGACAGCAGGACAUUGGAGGACUUUAUCUCUAAAGAUGGAGACCAAGAAUUACUUAAAAAAGUUGUUAGAAAGUUCAAGAAGGGGUAUUUUCUCUUCGACAAUAAAGAUGGCGAUGAAGAACAAGUCAGAGAGCUGCUACUGAAGUCCGGCCACCUCCCCCCCCAGGACCUGGCUGACUCACCAGCUGAUGAUUCCAACAAGCGGAGGGUGGUGCUGAUCGGUCUUCCUGGAGCUGGGAAAAGUUCCUCUGGGAACACCAUCUUAGGAUCAGAUCAGUUUAAAUUAAGCGAUGGGUUUAAUUCAGUCCGUGCUGAGACUGUCUCCGGGUCAGCCACAGUGGGGGGUCGUAAGAUCACAGUGGUCGAUACUCCUGGUAUCACUGAUCCGACUGGUAAUCAGCUGUAUGAGGGGAUCAUGAAGUGGAUAAGAGAGGCCAGUCCAGGACCACAUGCCUUCGUUAUUGUGGUCAGAAUAGAUAGAAUCACAGAAACACACAUCAAACUGUUCAAGCUGCUGGAACAACUGUUAGGAGGAGAUGUUCCUAAGUACUCCAUGGUGCUUUUAACUCAAGGAGACAAGCUACAAGAAGGUCAGUCCAUUGAUGGUUUGAUCCGGUCCAACCAACACGUGUCUGCCCUGGUCUCCAUGUGUGGGGGGAGAUUCUGUGUGUUUGACAACAAAGCCAAAAGAAGCAGAGAGCAGGUCAGAGACUUCCUGAGUAAAGUAGAUGGCAUAGUCUCAGAUAAUAAUGGACAGCACUACACCGAUGAGAUGGCUCAGACAUUCCCAAAGGAAAGAAGGGACAUGUCAGGUGAUGCAGUACUGUCAGAAUUAGAUUUGAUUGGAUUUAUGAAUCUCAUAGGGACUCAAAACGAAGACUGUAUAAACUUGGCUGUAACAGCACUAGGAAGAGCAAUAGGAGAAGAAGUAGUAGCAGCUAUAAAAGCAAAAGCAGCAGUGACAGUCGAAGAAACUGGACCAAAAGUAUUGGAAGCAGCAGUGGGAGCAGUAGGAGGACCACAAUAAUAGACAGACCAAAUAA